Molecule: messenger RNA, 450 nt
Organism: Malassezia globosa CBS 7966
Lineage: Eukaryota; Fungi; Basidiomycota; Malasseziomycetes; Malasseziales; Malasseziaceae
Exons: 1
Coding region: 1-450 (149 amino acids)
Biological process (GO): proteolysis
Cellular component (GO): cytosol
Molecular function (GO): serine-type endopeptidase activity; oligopeptidase activity
Source: RefSeq, a predicted model, not a curated record
AUGGGUGUCGGCGCUGUCGUGAAUCAGUGUACAGACGAGCAUGGUAUUGGUGCAGCCAUUGCCGACGUGGGUGUGCAUGAUAUGAUCAAGUUCCCUCUCUGGACGAUUGGUAAGGCAUGGGCAGCUGACUACGGCAACCCGCAAGAGGACGGCGCAGCUCUUGACUACAACUUGACAUACUCGCCACUGCACACUGUUCGCACUGACAAGACAUACCCAACGGUCAUUUUGGCAUGCGCUGAUCACGAUGACCGCGUAGUCCCGGCGCACUCAUUCAAGCUCGCAGCAGAAAUGCAGCACAAGCUCGCGAAGAAUGAAAACCCCAUCUUGUUGCGUGUUGACUUGCAAGCUGGACACGGCGAAGGAAAGAGCACACAGAAACGCAUGGAAGAGGCUGCAGAGAAGUACGCGAUUGUGGCGCGUGUUCUGGGUCUUUCGCUUACGGCGUGA